CCCUUUAGUUAAGUUUUUUUCUUUAAUCUAAACAUAUCCACUAAAAAAACACUUAAUUCUAAACAUUUUUUUGAAUUUUUGACAUUUUCCCGCCAGUUUUGGUAACUCGUUCACCUCGUUCACUUCACUCGUUGUGAACCUAACCUCAAAUUCUUCGAAAUUUUCCAAGUAUAUCUUUUUAAACAACAGUGUGUUUUGUAAACAAUGAAAUGGGAUUUGUCACUAUCUAGUGCGACGAUGUCGAAAAAUCACUUGCCGAGAAGUGGGGAUGAUUAAUCGGGGCCUUUAUUACGCAAUUAUCGGAAGCGAUAAGUAAAUCAAGUAAAAUCGUCAAUUCAAUAAACAAAUAAAAAGAUCUUUAGGGAAUAGGUUUUCCUUUUAAAAUCUCUGUUAUGGGGAAAUACCGGUUUUGAAAAUAUUGCAAAUCUAAACUAUAUAAUAACAUCGAUUGUAUGAAAAUUGCAUAUGAUUGUAUGAAAUGAUAUUGUGUAUGUGAUGUGUAUAUUCGCAGACAGCCGUUUGUCACGUUUGUUUUCUUUUCAGUAGCGCAAUUGUUCCGAGAGAGGAAGUACGUACGUAUUUUUCUACGUCCUACUUUGUUUCGUGUUUUAAAACUCCUCCAAAUACACACAGUUUGACGAUAGUGCACAGAUGAUUCGGCGCGAAGCGUUACUUGAUAUUUACUACGUCCCAUAUAAUAUUCAUGAUGUUUCGUGAUUAUCUUAAUUACACCGGGCAAAAAUUAUGAAUUCCUUGCGUUUGGAGGUGAGCGAUCCGGGAAGCAUUUUAUUGCUUCUGCAAGAUCUUGCUGAUCUUCCCUGCACAUUGGUGCAGCAAAAGCUGAAUAAACAUUUUCAAAACGUGACCGGAGCGAAAGUGGCAUUUUUGGCGCCGAUUUUAUUCGAAACUGAAGAAAUGGUUAUUCACGUGGUUGGAGAAAAAAUUCUGGAUCGAGAAUUGAGAUUUCCGGUGAGCUUGCAGGUGAUAAAUCAUGCUUUGCACAGAGCCGUCAAACAACGAAAAUCCAUGGCACAAAAUAUCACAGAACUUGACCAAGAGUUAUUGCAACACCUUCGUUCGGUUGUAGAUGUAGCUCCUAAUUUAUUUCUUAGCAUUCCGAUUCAACAUCCCAUCAAAGAUCAUAUUGCUUUAGUCGUGUGUCUUGUCGACUAUGAUAAUAAAGAAGAUGCCGAUCACAAUUGCACAAAAAUGGUGCAAGAGUGUUUCAGAUACUGCCUGGGAUUACUUUUAAGCACAUUGCGUUGUCAAGAGGAAGCGCGAUUAAAGAUUCAGUGUCAAAAUUUAUUGGCAGUUUCUCGAAAGCUUUUCAUGCGAUUAGGAGAUUUAUCAGACCUAUUACGAGAAAUAAUGGCCGAGGCUAGAAAGUUAACGAAUGCCGAACGUUGUUCUUUGUUUCUCUUGGAUACUGAACAACAAGACUUGGUCGCUAAGGUAUUCGAUGGAGUUGUUACUGGUGAAACAGUAAAGGAAAUGCGAAUUUCCCUGAAUCAGGGAAUUGCCGGUCAUGUCGCGACGUCAGGGAAAUUACUCAAUAUCCGAAACGCAUAUAGUCACCCUCUAUUUUAUCGAGGAAUUGACGAUGUAACUGGUUUUAAGACGAGAAAUAUUCUCUGUUUCCCUAUUCGAGAUGAGGAAAGAAUAAUAGGAGUAGCUCAACUGUGCAAUAAGAUGGAUGGUUUAUAUUUUGAUGUAUUUGACGAAGAGGUUGCGACAGCUUUUAGCAUUUACUGUGGCAUCUCAAUAAUGCACAGCAUCGUUUAUAAAAAAAUUCAAGACGCUCAAGCUAGAAAUAAGCUCAGCAAUGAACUUAUGAUGUAUCACAUGCAGGUGGAAGAUGAAGCAGUUCAGGCGCUACUAAAUUGUAGGGACGAUCAUAAUAUCAAGGACUUUGACCAAUUUCAUUUUAGUCCUCGAAAUAUACCAUAUCGACACAUGCCGUGUUACGUGCUCAAAAUGUUUAGGGACCUAGGUUUUAUUGACCAUUGGAAAAUUAAGAGAACUACCCUCGCAAGGUUUAUUCUGUACGUGAAGAAAGGAUACAGAGACGCUCCAUAUCAUAAUUGGGUGCACGCAUUUUCCGUUGCCCAUUUCGCUUAUUUAAUGAUAAAAAAUCUCGAAUUGAUUGGCGAUCUAUAUAUGUCGCAUUUACAGGCUCUUGUUUUUCUUGUCUCUUGCUUGUGCCAUGAUAUCGAUCACAGAGGAACGAAUAAUUCAUUCCAAACAAAGUGUGGAACAGUUCUCGCUAGUCUUUAUAGUUCCGAGGGAUCAGUAAUGGAGGUUCGCUAUUAUUUCGAAAAUAGGCAUCAUUUAGCUCAAUCGAUGUGCAUUCUAAAUACUGAAGGAUGCAAUAUUUUUGAGAGUCUCACGAGUGAGGAAUAUAGUGAAGCAUUAGAUCUGUUGAGAAAUAAUAUUCUCGCCACUGAUUUGGCUUCUCAUUUUCGAAAUGUUGAUAAGCAACAAAUUAUUAUCAGUAAAGGAUAUGAGAAGAAUAAUUUGGAUCAUAGAAAACAACUUCACGCAAUGUUCAUGACCUGUUGUGAUCUCAGUGACCAAACCAAAACUUGGAAAGUCUCCAAAAAAACUGCUGAGCAAAUAUACGACGAGUUCUUUUCUCAAGGAGAUUUGGAGAAAAGUAUGGGAACAGCACCUAUUGAAAUGAUGGACAGAGAACGUGCUUCGAUUCCAGACCUUCAAGUGCAAUUUAUCACGAAUCUCGUCCUUCCCUUAUUUACAAAUUUGGCAACGCUAUUUCCAUUAACUCAGCAACUUGUUAAUGUAAUAAAAGAUAAUCGAGAAGUGUGGAAAAUAGUGAAAUCCCUUUUUCAAAAGUACAGUCAGAAGGGAACAACGGGUAUGGAUAUUCUACUCGAUCCACGAUUAGAUGAAGAAAUUGACAAGACAUUUAAUUCACUCGUUGGUAAUUCAGAGGAAAAUUCAUCACAGGAAAGUUGUGCUUACCCGUCAGAUAAUGCCGAUAAUGUCGAAACAACGCCUAAAUCAAAUUAAAUAGGCUGAAAACUUUGACUCAAGGCUCCGUACUUAAGACAAUUUUUUGUGCUUUUUAGUGUUCAUUGGUAAAAA
Messenger RNA from Leptopilina heterotoma, 3102 nucleotides. RefSeq names its product cGMP-dependent 3',5'-cyclic phosphodiesterase-like. The transcript has 12 exons. Bases 745 to 3027 code for a protein of 760 amino acids. Gene Ontology annotation, molecular function: 3',5'-cyclic-AMP phosphodiesterase activity; protein homodimerization activity; 3',5'-cyclic-GMP phosphodiesterase activity. Gene Ontology annotation, cellular component: mitochondrial inner membrane; cytosol; synaptic membrane. Gene Ontology annotation, biological process: regulation of mitochondrion organization; positive regulation of gene expression; negative regulation of receptor guanylyl cyclase signaling pathway. The record is from RefSeq and is a predicted model, not a curated record. NCBI's taxonomy places the organism in Eukaryota, Metazoa, Arthropoda, Insecta, Hymenoptera, Figitidae.